GGACGCCCAACGUUCCUGUAUCCAAUCCUUGGACGCCACUCAGUUAUCGCCUUACUCCAUCUGUCAUCUCGUCUCCGUAUCAGGAAAGCACACGUUUAUCCAAUCCAAAUUGCGAAUGGCAUCUUGAGUACGAGAAUAUAUUGAAAGCGGAACAACUAAUAAAACCGCACAUCUUAAAGACCAAUUGCUUGGCAUCACAUUAUCAAAAAGAGUUUACAAUGUCAUUGUAUUACAAAUUAGAGUCCUGGCAUAAAUGCGGAAGUUUCAAGGAAAGAGGUGCUCUAAAUGUCUUGUUGCAAAUACCAAGAAAAGAUGUUAAAGGAAUAAUAGUCGCUUCCCUAAGCAACGUUGCAAUUGCUAUGGGCAUUUGUGGCGCUAAGCUAAAUAUCAAAGUCGCUGCAGUAAUACCUAACACCAUUACCCUAGCGUUAAAGAAUAAAAUAAGUGACUUGGGCGUACAAGUUAUUGUAGCAGGAAACUCAUUAUUGCAGGCACAACUUUACGCCCAACAGCUGGCCGAGAAGAACGACCUCAUUUAUAUUAACGGGCGUGAUGAUCCACGCAUGCUAGAAGGAUACGGCAGUAUAGCAUUGGAAAUUUUAAGGGAUAUUCCGUACGUGGAUGCUAUAAUAGUACCUGUAGGAACUGGAGGACUCGCCGCCGCUAUUGCCACCGUUGUUAAACACGAUAAACCUGACUGCCUUGUUUAUGGAGUGCAACCUGUAGCAACACAAAUAUUUAAUUUAUACAAACGAGAUCUAGAACAGCAUUACCAGGAGAUUCUGUAUAUACAAGAGCGUGAAUACGAAGGUGCGGAUGAGGAAGAGCUCGAGGAGUUACGAAAUGCCGUUACACAAAUUCCAGACGAGUACUCACCAAAACCAACACUAGCCGACAGUAUUGCUGUUUCGCAAGUGGGAGCUAAUUCUUAUGUUACCGCUGUAACUCUUCUUGAUAGAAUGGUCCGUGUCGAAGAAGAAUCUAUAGCUAAAGCUCUGUUACACAUUAUGGAAGUAGAGCAUCUCGUUGUGGAUGGAGCUGCUGCGUGUCCACUUGCAACAAUCAUUGAAAAUCUUGUACCAGAACUGAAGACAAAAACAGUUGUGUGUAUUCUGACUGGAGGAAACGUAGAUUGUACAGUCUACGCGAGAUCACUGCACAGGGGAAUGUCAGCUGACCGUCGUCUUGUCAAGUUUAAGGUACAGAUAAACAAUUCUAUAAAGGACAUUUCGCGAGUAUUCAAAAUUCUGUCACUUGGCGGUUACCGCGUAGUCCAACAAAACCAAUGUGAUAGAUGGAUGGAUAGUGAUACUCGCAGAUUAGAGCUAGAGAUAAUAUGCCAAGCCUCGAGUCCUGAACACGGAUUAGAGUUGAAAAAGAUCAUGGAAACGGCUUACCCGUACACUGUUGUAUUUGAAACAGCACCGUUUAACAUACAUCCUCAUUGCUCGUGCUUCAAACCACUGAAAAGUCUAAUGAUGUAGGAUGCAGGUGGAUUUUGGUAUUACUUACCUACCUACUUUAAUUCAAAACUACU
Hyposmocoma kahamanoa is the source of this 1537-nucleotide messenger RNA. Its product is annotated as L-threonine dehydratase catabolic TdcB-like. Gene Ontology annotation, biological process: L-serine catabolic process; L-threonine catabolic process. The transcript has 10 exons. Lineage: Eukaryota; Metazoa; Arthropoda; Insecta; Lepidoptera; Cosmopterigidae. The record is from RefSeq and is a predicted model, not a curated record. Bases 219 to 1484 code for a protein of 421 amino acids. Gene Ontology annotation, molecular function: L-serine ammonia-lyase activity; threonine deaminase activity.